AUGGGAACACAACGUGACAUUCCUGCCAUAAAACUAUUGACAGGAUUAUCCCGGGAAUGGACCGGCAUAACCAGUCCUACCAAAUCUACAAUAGAAGAGGCACAGCGGUACCAGUCAUGUGUUAAUGAUCUGACUGCGAAGACCUCGGACGGCAUCACGAAGGUCAAAGGUUAUGUUGAGGAUGUGAACGAGGAAAUAAGUGCAAUAAGAGACAACGUGAAGAGGUCAAUGAUAGAGAGCGUGCAGAUAAUGUCGGAUCUCGUCAAAAAAUUAGUCCCGACACCUAGUAGCCAACAGAAGCAUGGUUAUGGUCAAGUCAGAGACGAUGGGAAAUCGGAAACAGCCCGCAGAAGUAAUGAAGAAAUCGCAAAACAACUAGCGGAACUUGCGAAGUUCACUGAGCGACAACAAAAACUGGUUUCUCUCACUGAAAACGUCAAUUCUGCAUGUGAAAAGGUUCAGUCACAGGAAGGAAUAGAUGACAAUGAUAUCAGAGACUUACAAAGUGCAGUCGAUGGGUAUGGCAAGACAUUAGAGAACGAAAAGGAACGGAAGGACAGACAGGAAAAGAUGAAGAAACGAGAAGAGGAGGAAAAACGACGAAGAAAUCCUGAAAACUGGAAACCUUUAGUGUUUAUGGACAACGCACCUCAGGAAGACGCAUUCACUAACACUGAUAUAUUGUGUGUGAUUUAUGCCAUGGACGGGAGCUUCCAGACCACCUCGCUCCAGUGCAAUAACAUGGAAAGCCGGAUCACGAUGUCAGAUUGGUUGGAUACACGAUAUGAAGAGCAAGCGUCAAGUCCGAUUUUGAUGAACGGUUAUAGCAAUGUGGCGGUAAAUCUGGAGGAGCCGAUGGAAGUGUACGUGCCAUAUUCGAUCGAUGGAAUCAAGCACGAGCCAGAGGUCAAGAUCUCAAUCGACAAUGGACCCUGGACGUCCCCGGAUAUACUCACCGAAAGGAAAGUUAAGGCCUUUCAGAAAGGGGUCAAGUACAUUGGGACUACAGUUGAAAGCUUCAGGUCAGUUAGAAUAAUAGUAGCCGCUGUAAACAAGGGAAAAAAGAUAAAAGUCGACAAAAAUGGUUCGACCUUCAAGGAAGACUGUAUGCAGUUCCAGGUUCCUCCAGGGUGCGGGAAUGACAAUAUCAAGAUCAAUGUAUCAACUGAUAAUGGAACAAAUAUGGCACGACAGAAGAAGUUUCUUGGCGCUCAGGUACGCGUAGAAGUCGACUGUGGGCAAAAAACAACGAAGGACAUCAAUGUCAAGAUAUCAGAGGAUAAGAUGUUGUCUCACUGUAAGGAACGGAAGGAGGCUUGCAAUGCCCUGAACGAACUGGUUACGUCUGGAAAUGAUCUUUCUAACAUCAAACUGGAUCCUUUACUUGAGCACUUACAGAGAGAUGGCGUGAUCAACACUAAGGAAGCAAACGAUAACAAAAAUCUGAUGGAUAUACAAAAAAGGACGAAACAUCUGCUGGAGAUGAUUCUACAGCGACCAUCGGCAGCUGAAAAGGUCCUGGUAUGCUUGGACAAAUCAGGAAAUAGUCACAUAGCAAAACAGAUUCGAGAGUUGAUUCCGAAAAAGUCCGGCAAUACAGCUGUAUAUGAAAAAUGGCGUUCGGUAUUAGUUUUCACUGGGGAUGAUGGAAAGUGGAAAGUGCUUGAUCCAAAAGUCAUAAAAAAGCUUUAUAAAGAACUAGGAUUUAUCUUAGAGGCGGGGAACAGACGUUUUGAGUUGAUAUCCCUGACCAUCUCUGAUGACACGUCUGAGAAAGAUAUUGGAGAAAUCGCCAAUGAGAUUAGAAACCGGGAGAUUGGUACGACCGUAACACUGGUCUGCAGGCAUAAAACAGACGACUAUCAAGCCGAAAGCUUUGUGCACGUCCUUUCAUCGAAGCAAGCAUCAAGGGAAAUCAUUCGACUGAAAGAACAAGGAUACACCAGAGGCCCAAUGGAGUUGGCAGACUUUAAUAUCAUGGACGGGGAAAUCGUCGAGUUGUAUAUGUCUGGUAAUAUCGGACUGGAGUACAAAGGUAGAAGGUUACAACAAGGAACGGUAACGGGCUUACUAUACAAAGCCCAUAAAGACGUUUGCAAACUGAACUUUAAUAUAUACGUCGUGAACAAGACAUCUCCAGGUCAAAUGGAUGACGACAGGUAUCGAGGACUGCUUCAUUACAGAGUCAGAGCUAGAGCACCUCUUAAGGAGAGGACUGACGAGGUCGAGGUAACCUGGCUAAAGGUGUCGAAGCGCUAUUUAUCACACUUGUCCAUGAAUGGCGACAUGCAAGCGCUGGGCAAAUUCGUCAGUUCAAAGAUGGCUAACAGAGAAGAUAUCAUCAAAUACGAGACAACGCUGUUCAUAUGGGCAAAUCAAAACAAAGACGAAAAAGACAUACAGAUUGAGAAGAUUCUACAUGCAGUUAAAAGUUACUCGUGGUGUGACGAAGCUCGUCGGUUUGUCAGAUUAUACAUGGAGUCAGGUCUGUUCUCGGAGCUGUCGCUUCUGGGAAUGUCGAAGCUGUUGGGGCCGGAAUGGAAAGACUUGGCGGUUGUCCUUAAACUACCACAAGUGCAGCUGGAUUAUAUCGAGCAUAUGCAGCUCAGUGAACAAGACGCGAAGGGGAAAAUGCUUGAUAAGUUCCGCCUGUCACACUACGCUAUCGGCUUCGGCGAGAAACUUUCGGAAGUAUUCUUGGAGUCCCUUCAGCGGUGCAAGUGCAGUGACGAACUUCUGGCGUACGUGAAGUCGAAAAUGAAGUGA
Ylistrum balloti is the source of this 2766-nucleotide messenger RNA. RefSeq lists its product as uncharacterized. NCBI's taxonomy places the organism in Eukaryota, Metazoa, Mollusca, Bivalvia, Pectinida, Pectinidae. The record is from RefSeq and is a predicted model, not a curated record.